UGCCCAGUAAAAAAAAAUCAACCGAGUUGGUCUGACCAGAAAAAGGAAAGGUCCACAGAGCAAAGUGCGGAGAAAUAUGUAUAAAUCUAGCUACCGGCACGAAGUGCGCAAGGAUAAAUAUGAAAGAAGCGACGCUUUUGAUGAGCAAAAAUUAGUAGACUUUGGCAACCUUGGCUUGACACAGGUUCAAGGACUAGAAAACCUGCAUGAACUAAAUGAAAGGUUUGCUAACUACAUUAACAGAGCUAGGGUACUGGAGCAAAGAAAUGGCAUCUUUAGGAAGCAGCUGGAGACCUUCCAGAGAAUGGAUGAAAUCUCUGGCCUGGAAGAAGCAUUCGAAGAACAGAUAGAACUGAACCAACAGAGAAUCAGGGAGCUAGCUUCUGAUCGGUCCCGUCUCGAAAGGGAGUACAAAGAUGCCCAGAGGAUGGUGGAAGAAUUUAAAAACAAAUAUAAAAAUGAAUGUGAGCACCAGCUGCAUCUCAAAGACACUCUUGAAAAUCUUAAUAAGGAAGCUGAUGAAGCUUUGCUUAGCAAUCUUGAGCUGCAGAUCCAAUCACAGUUCCUGCAAGAUGAUAUAAAUGCAGCAAAGGAAAGGUACAAGAAGAACCUUAUGGAAAUCCAGACCUACGUAAGUAUAUUGCAGCAGAUCAUCCAAACAACCCCCCGUGUAGCAGCUAUCACAGCCGGCAUUGGUGAGGAAAAGCUGAUAUCUGAAAGACGAAUCCCGAUACUACAGAGCCAGCUAGAGGAAUAUAAGAGCAUUCUCAGUCAGCUUCAGGCUCAGAAGUUAAAACUUCAGUCUGAGACUUCAGUGCUGGAAGAAACAAUAAAGAGCACCCAGGAGAGUUAUGAUGAUGAAAUACAACUGUACAAUGAGCAAAUUGAAGUCCUCAAGAAAGGCAUGGAAGAAGUUGAAAAGUCACUGGAAAAGUUAAUGAAUGAUUGCCGCCAGCUAUCCAUUUACCAGCAGUCCUUGGAGCAUGAACUAGAGAGGUAUAAGCGAAUCAUUGAGAAUGAGGAUCACAGAUUAAACUCUGCAAUAGUUGGAACUCCAAUUACUCUCUUCAUGCAAAGUGUCAAGUCCUCUCAGAUGUCCACAACAAGAGGAAGAGAUAUUACACUCGCUAUACAAGAUAUUGCUACAGCAAAGCCAAGACAAAAGAUGUUUCAAAGAAAAAUGUUAAGAAGAAAAGAGAUACCCUGCAUAGAAAUCAGUGAUAUUAACAACCAACAUGAAGUUCUUGAGAAAGAUGAAAGCAGUAUAGAGAAGGGCCCCACAGAAAGUGAACAUGACAACACUACCCUUGGUGAAGCAGAAAAAGAUUUGGAUCCUUUUGAACCUGGUGUAAGCGAAGAAGACGUACCUGAUGGGGCACAGAUAAGUAAAGCAUUUAAUAAACUAUAUGGUAUGGUAAGGGGAAGAAUGAUAACCUAUACAAAACCAGAACCUACUACUGAAUUAUUUGCAAAGAGUCGUUAUGUCCUUGUAACAGGUGAAUCUAGUUAUGAGGACCCUUGCUUCUGCUCAUCUAGCACUCAGACAGGCGGAAGGGUCAAUGUUAGCAUCAUUCCUUAUGUAAUGCCAGGUAAUGACAUUCUACCCAUUCCUGGGUUGCCUGAACCUUUUGAACCUUCAGACAGUGGAGAUGAUGAGGCAAAUAGGAAAGAUAAAUAUCCUGAUAAACCAGAAGAUGUAACGAAAUUUGAUGAUGAAGAAGAAAGAAAAAAUAAGAAAGGAAAACAAACAAAGGGCAAAUAUAAAGCUCUGCCAAUUGUAAUAAUACCAGAUGGAGGCACUAGGCGUGACUAUGAGCAGCCGCAAAUAUACAGUCCAGGCGCAAAUAAUGAGUAUAUGGCAUCACAAGCUGUCAGAGAUGCAGACUGCCUGCAUUCCAUGAGCUAUGAAAAAGUUGAGGUAGUGGAGUCAAUUGAAAAGAUCUCUGAUGACAGCUUGAAGAGCUAUGAAGAAACAGCAACAAUUGUAGAAACUGUGAUCGAGAAAACAAGGAAAAAAUAAGGAGCUGAUCUAUAAAACUGCGGAUGUUACACUUAAUUCAUUGAUUUCAGCUAUUGUAGGAAGGAUUAUUUCAUAUCCAAAUAAGAUUAAUUAUCAAGAACAUUAUAUUUAGAUGAUAACUAAAUACCCUUAUUGGUCAAUCAGAAAAGAAUGAAUGACUUUGUGCGGUGAUUGUUCUACCUUACCCAUUUCAGCUGUAUUUAUUCUAUUGAAAUGUAAACAUUUCUCCUGACAAAUAUCCUGCUUCUAUUUUAGCUUCUCAGUAAAUUGAUGUAAAUACGUGUGACAUCUGGUUAAUUUGCAUUCAAAUAAAAAUCGAAUUCCUUGAGCACCCA
This is a messenger RNA of Xenopus tropicalis (tropical clawed frog), 2355 nucleotides long. It is a transcript of the gene bfsp1, whose product is annotated as beaded filament structural protein 1. Gene Ontology annotation, cellular component: plasma membrane; cell cortex; cytoskeleton. Lineage: Eukaryota; Metazoa; Chordata; Amphibia; Anura; Pipidae. The coding region runs from base 77 to 2020 and encodes 647 amino acids. The transcript has 8 exons. Gene Ontology annotation, molecular function: structural molecule activity; structural constituent of eye lens. The record is from RefSeq and is a predicted model, not a curated record.